UGGUGCUUUUUACAUUGGCCUGAGAAGAAACUGUUCAAUUAUUUUUCUGUAUCACUUGUAGAAAGCAGAAAACAAAACAAUACCUCCCCCCCCCCCGCAUUUGGUUUCGACUACAAACUCAUUAUCACGCAGACACAAAGCUUUGCUUGUGACCAAACUUGUAUGGUCACAAGUUUUGUUAAUAAGUAUAAACAAGAACCACAAACUUGUGAUUCUAUUUCUGACUCCCUCCGAGGUUCUAUUGGGCUUUAGUCCGCACAGGGGAUUAUACAGGUUACCCGCCGUGCGUAACGAGAUUGUGACGAAACGUUCCGAAAAGAGCCGAAGAGCGCCACCGGAAAGAACCGAAGUCUGUUGCCGGAAAGAACCGAAGAGAGGGACUUUUACAAAACACUGAAGCACGGCGGGCACAGUUAGUAGGAAUGAUUGCUUGUUUGCACUUUAGUCAAGGCUCCCAUUAUUAUUACUCUGACGCGAAAUCACGUGCAGACGCCCGCUUGCAGAACCCUCCGCUGCUGUAGAGGUCGCUGUGGCUCCGCUGCUUUCCUUACCCCGCAAGGCGCUCAGCUCGCCGACCCGUGUCCUCUUCUAUUUCCCAGCUGCUCCCUAUUGUGGAGGGUGUGACGUGCGAGGAAUGUCAGCUGACAGAGUCACGUGAUGGGGUCUGUGUGCUAGAGGAUGGCGGAGGUUUGAUGAACACACUGGUCGAAUAGGAAUAGCAGAGCUUCUCAUCGUUACCAAGGGACCGAGCGGGUUCACGGGAGGUACAAGAGCGACACUGUUUCUAUUUUUGUAAAGAUCACUGAAGAUCCUCGGCCAUGACGGAGUUCUGGUUAAUCUCUGCUCCAGGAGAAAAAACAUGCCAACAGACCUGGGAAAAGCUGAUGGCUGCCACCACCAAGAAUAACAACCUGUCUACAAAUGCCAAGUUUAACAUACCAGAUCUGAAGGUGGGCACUCUGGAUGUGCUGGUCGGCCUCUCUGAUGAACUGGCUAAACUGGACGCGUUUGUUGAAGGAACAGUGAAGAAGGUAGCCCAGUAUAUGGCUGACGUUUUGGAGGACAGCCGAGAUAAAGUUCAAGAAAACCUUUUGGCCAAUGGAGUGGAUUUGGUAACAUACAUAACCAGGUUCCAGUGGGAUAUGGCAAAGUACCCAAUUAAACAGUCACUAAAGAAUAUUUCUGAAAUAAUCGCGAAGGGUGUAACACAGAUUGACAAUGAUCUCAAAGCAAGAGCCUCUGCAUACAAUAAUCUGAAAGGAAAUCUACAGAAUCUGGAGAGAAAAAAUGCAGGAAGUUUAAUUACAAGAAGCCUGGCUGAAAUUGUGAAGAAAGAUGACUUUGUGCUGGAUUCAGAAUAUCUGAUUACACUUUUGGUAGUAGUUCCAAAAAAUAACUAUAAUGACUGGAUGAAGCAAUAUGAAACCCUCUCUGAGAUGGUUGUUCCUCGAUCCAGCAAUGUUCUUUCAGAAGACCAGGACAGUUACCUCUGUAGUGUCACUCUGUUCAGGAAAGCUGUGGAUGACUUCAGACACAAAGCAAGAGAAAAUAAGUUUGUUGUCCGUGAUUUCCAGUAUAACGAAGAGGAAAUGAAAGCGGACAAAGAAGAAAUGAACAGACUCUCAACAGACAAGAAGAAGCAGUUUGGACCUCUGGUACGAUGGCUUAAAGUUAAUUUCAGUGAAGCUUUUAUUGCCUGGAUUCACGUGAAAGCACUAAGAGUUUUUGUUGAGUCUGUGUUAAGGUACGGCUUGCCAGUUAACUUCCAAGCCAUGCUGCUCCAGCCCAGCAAGAAGACCAUGAAGAAACUGAGGGAGGUUCUGUAUGAUCUGUACAAGCAUCUGGACAGCAGUGCUGCCUCCAUUAUAGAUGCCCCAAUGGACAUCCCUGGGUUAAACCUCAGCCAGCAAGAAUACUACCCAUAUGUGUACUACAAGAUUGAUUGCAAUUUGCUGGAAUUUAAGUAAAACAAACCCAUAUUAUCCUGUUGUCCGAGCCGAAAUGAAUUUGAAGUACAGAGAGACAGUUUACCAGCUAACCCUGUGCUUGCGUCUCAUUCCUCUUAGCCAGGUGAUAUCCAACGUAGUUCCUUUUCUUUUAAAGAAUGUUCUAUAGAUAUUGUUGCUUUUAAUCGAUGAGAUAUUUAAAUGUCCACUGAACAAAUAAGAGCCUAUUUAUAAAGAGAUUUAUUUAACUCCUGCAGUGCAAAAGCAGUCAGUGUGGCAUGCCGGAAUCCCUGCCCCAAAGGUUCUCCAUGAUCCCAUUCCUCGUUUGUAUGGUGUUAUAUAUUCAUUUUGUAGCAUCGCUGCCCAUAUAGAUCUUGUUUACAAGGGCGAUGGUGUAAUCGUUUUAUACCAUUCCAUUCACUGUAUUUAGUCCAUGAAGGUGGCAUUGUGAUGUUAAUGUCAUGUAAUUCUAUUUAAUGUACGUGCUUUCUGAAUGUUUGAUGAAGACCUCGGAGCCCUGUCUGUACUCACAGGAGGAAUAAAAUAUACCUGUGCAAAUA
Messenger RNA from Xenopus laevis (African clawed frog), 2506 nucleotides. RefSeq names its product ATPase, H+ transporting, lysosomal 42kDa, V1 subunit C1 S homeolog (gene atp6v1c1.S). NCBI's taxonomy places the organism in Eukaryota, Metazoa, Chordata, Amphibia, Anura, Pipidae. Gene Ontology annotation, molecular function: proton transmembrane transporter activity; proton-transporting ATPase activity, rotational mechanism. Bases 819 to 1967 code for a protein of 382 amino acids. The transcript has 13 exons. Gene Ontology annotation, cellular component: vacuolar proton-transporting V-type ATPase, V1 domain; lysosomal membrane; proton-transporting V-type ATPase, V1 domain. The record is from RefSeq and is a predicted model, not a curated record. Gene Ontology annotation, biological process: proton transmembrane transport.